This is a messenger RNA of Penicillium coprophilum, 1770 nucleotides long. RefSeq names its product putative siderochrome-iron transporter Sit1 (gene sit1). The transcript is spliced from 9 exons. Gene Ontology annotation, cellular component: vacuolar membrane; endosome. NCBI's taxonomy places the organism in Eukaryota, Fungi, Ascomycota, Eurotiomycetes, Eurotiales, Aspergillaceae. Gene Ontology annotation, biological process: intracellular iron ion homeostasis; transmembrane transport. Gene Ontology annotation, molecular function: siderophore-iron transmembrane transporter activity. The coding region runs from base 1 to 1770 and encodes 589 amino acids. The record is from RefSeq and is a predicted model, not a curated record.
AUGUCGUUCGUUCGUGAGAUCAACGUUGGUCCCCACGUCAGUGGAGACUCGAAGAACCCCCGCGAUGAAGCUGUCUCGCUGCAGGAGCCUGUGAAUUUGAUGGGUCAAGGCAGUCCAGGUGUUCGUCGCAUCGAAAUUAUUACAUCGUACUUUCGAUUGCCUGAUCGGGUCUGUCUGUUUUUCGCAAUUUUCCUGGUCGCCUAUGUGUAUGGUCUGGAUGGAACUGUUCGCUAUACAUAUCAGCCUUAUGCCACUCAAAGUUAUGGUGAGCACAGUUUGCUUGCGACUAUCAAUGUUCUCCGAGCCGUCAUUGCUGCUGCUGCACAGCCUACUUCGGCAAAAAUUGCAGACGUGUUCGGCAGAGUGGAACUUAUCCUCGUCUCAAUCCUCUUCUAUACCGUGGGUACUAUUGUGGAAGCAUGUGCAACGAGUGUGGAAGGUUUCGCGGCGGGCGCUGUUAUCUACCAGAUUGGAUACACCUGUAUGAUGCUUCUGGUUGAAGUCCUCGUCGCCGAUGUCACUUCCAGCCGAUCUCGUCUCCUUUUCUCUUAUGUUCCGGCCUUGCCAUUUAUUAUAAAUACCUGGAUUAGCGGCAACCUGACUGCAGCCGUUCUUAAAGUCACUACAUGGCAAUGGGGCAUUGGCAUGUUUGCUAUUAUUUAUCCCGUGUGUGCACUCCCUCUUAUUGGGGUCCUUUUUUUCGUCCAGCGACGUGCGAAGAAGUCUGGGGCCCUUGAAUCGUACAAGAGCUCUCUCGAGAUCCUGGGGAAAAAACAGCUGGCUGUCGAACUGUUCUGGCAUCUGGAUAUUGUCGGCAACAUUCUGCUGAUUGCCAUGUUGGCGUGUAUUCUUGUUCCAUUCACUCUUGCUGGAGGUGUAACUGCACAAUGGAAGACAGCAAAGGUGAUCGCGCCGCUUGUCAUAGGCGUUUUGCUCAUCCCGGUUUGGAUUUUCUGGGAGAGAACCUGCAAGCACCCGAUGCUGCCAUUCAACCUUCUCAAGGACCGUGCUGUCUGGGGCGCUCUCGGAAUCCCUAUCAUGCUUAACACUGCGUGGUAUUUGCAAGGUGAUUUCUUAUACACCGUGCUAUGCGUCAGCUUCGACGAAUCAAUUCUCAGUGCAACUCGGAUCACAUCUCUUUACAGUUUUGUUUCCGUCAUCACAGGUGUGAUUCUCGGACUUAUUGUCAUGAAGAUCCGCCAAUUGAAGCCCUUCAUCGUGGCGGGAACUCUCCUCUUCAUGGUUGCGUUUGGAAUCCUCAUUUAUUUCCGAGGUGGCGUUGCGAACUCCAGUCAUUCCGGUGUUAUUGGUGCGCAAGUUCUGCUAGGCAUUGCUGGUGGAAUGUUCCCCUACCCAGCUCAAGCCAGCAUUCAGGUUGCCUCCAAGCAUGAACAUCUCGCGGUCAUAACUGGUCUUUACCUCGCCGCGUACAAUGUCGGUAGUGCACUAGGAAACACAAUCUCCGGCGCGAUUUGGAACCAGGUCUUGCCUUCUGAACUAAACUAUAGACUCGGCAACGAAACUCUCGCUGCAUAUGUCUACGCCCAGCCUCUUGCAUUCGCUGCCGCCAACCCUGUGGGUACGUCCGACCGAGAUAAUGUCAUUCUGGCCUAUCAGAAGACGCAGCGUCUGCUCUGCAUCACGGGUAUCUGCUUGACAGUUCCCCUGAUUGCCUUUGCCCUGGUCAUUCGCAACCCGACACUCACCAGGGAGCAAAGUCUUGCCAAGGCAGAGGCAGAGAGCAGUGAUUCUGAUUCUUCCCCUCGUUGA